Physcomitrium patens is the source of this 2408-nucleotide messenger RNA. RefSeq names its product dnaJ protein homolog. Gene Ontology annotation, molecular function: Hsp70 protein binding; ATP binding. Lineage: Eukaryota; Viridiplantae; Streptophyta; Bryopsida; Funariales; Funariaceae. The record is from RefSeq and is a predicted model, not a curated record. Gene Ontology annotation, biological process: protein folding; response to heat.
UAUUUCUUCAAUUGUUAUUAUUAUUAUUAUUAUUCUCUCCGUGUGGUAGCGCUACCAGAGCAGCUGUCCUCGCGCGAGGAUUGCUUCUUUUGGGCGCUGCACAACACACGGUCAACGCCCAUGGUGUGUGGGGCGCGUUGAUGCCUCAACUCCGUCGUGGUUUCAUUGAAAUUCCACGGUUCGGUUUAGUUCCGGAGGUUUGAGCACUACGGCUCUGAGGCGGAGUUUGUAGGGAGCAGUAGUUGGGGCUGUUGUGUUGUGUGGAGCUCUGGAGAGUCUUAGUGCAAAUCUGUAGAGAACAAACACAGGAAGUCUGUAGCCAUGUUUGGGCGUAUGCCUUCGAGGAAGAGUGAUAACUCCAAGUAUUAUGAUGUGCUUGGGGUGCCCAAGAGCGCGUCGCAGGAUGAACUCAAGAAAGCGUAUAGGAAAGCAGCAAUUAAGAAUCAUCCUGACAAGGGCGGAGAUCCAGAGAAGUUUAAGGAACUUGCUCAGGCUUACGAAGUUUUGAGUGAUCCUGAGAAGCGUGAUAUAUAUGAUCAAUAUGGUGAAGAUGCACUUAAAGAAGGAAUGGGUGGAGGAGGAGGUGGUGGACACAAUCCCUUCGACAUCUUUGAGUCGUUCUUCGGCGGUGGCAGCAGCCCGUUUGGAGGCGGCAGUAGCAGGGGCAGCAGACGUCAGAAGAGAGGAGAAGAUGUCGUGCAUCCCUUGAAGGUCCCGCUGGAUGAUCUCUACAACGGCACAUCGAAGAAGCUCUUUUUGUCUAGAAAUGUCCUAUGUCAAAAGUGCAAAGGGAAAGGGUCCAAGACGGGUGCAUCCAGUCGGUGUGCAGGGUGUCAAGGUUCAGGGAUGAAGAUCUCAAUCCGUCAGCUGGGUCCAAACAUGAUUCAGCAGAUGCAGCACGUUUGCUCCGACUGCAGAGGCUCAGGUGAGACAAUCAACGAGAAGGACAAGUGUGGGCAGUGCAAGGGUCAGAAGGUGGUGCAGGACAAGAAAAUGUUGGAGGUGCACGUUGAGAAGGGCAUGGUACAUGGGCAGAAGAUCACUUUUCAAGGCGAGGCUGACGAGGCGCCUGACACAGUGACUGGAGACAUAGUGUUCGUGUUGCAAUUGAAGGAUCAUCCAAAGUUCAAGAGAAAAGGGGAUGAUUUGUUCGUGGAGCACUCUUUGAAUUUGACGGAGGCUUUGUGCGGUUUCCAAUUUCCUUUGACCCACUUGGAUGGAAGGCAGCUCCUAAUUAAGUCCAAUCCUGGAGAGAUUGUUAAACCAGGUCAAUUUAAGGCUAUCAAUGAUGAGGGUAUGCCACACUAUCAGAGGCCUUUCAUGAAGGGUAGGCUAUAUUUGCACUUUAGUGUCGAAUUUCCCGAAUCUGGUGCAUUGACGCCGGAGCAGUUGAAAGCCUUAGAAGUUAUUCUACCUCCUAGACCAACUAGUCAAAUGACAGACAUGGAGCUCGACGAGUGUGAGGAAACUACACUAAUCGACGUGAACAUUGAGGACGAGAUGAGAAGGAAGCAGCAACAACAGCAGGAGGCGUACGAUGAGGAUGAGGAGUCCUCUGGGCCACGCAUUCAGUGUGCUCAACAGUAGGUUUGACUGAAGCAUUCUGCUCCGGGUUGGGUCUUGUUUUCUCUUAAGUGAAACUGGAUUAGAAGGGUAGGAGCGGUUCACUACAUUUUGUUUUUAUCAUUCUUAGGGGUACUAUGGAGCACUUGUGGGUGGAAUUUACCUGAUUGGGAUCAUGAGUUACCUAUUCUUCUGAAGAUAGCACCAAUUCAAUUCAACAUUGUAGUUGGUAGAGUCGUCAUCAUCAGUUGGCCAGUUCUGAAGGGCUCUUUUAUCUGCCUAAAUUGACCAUGAUGGAAGCAGAGAAAGUUUUAUUACUAGUUUCUGUUGGAGGAGGUUGUAAUGAUGACUUUUGAAGUCGAAUAUUUAGGGGCACAAUCACCUUUUCACCAACAACCUGUUAUAUCAUGAAUAUGCGAAUGUUAUUAAAUAGAUCCAUGGACAGAACCGGGUCCUUUGUUUUGCGGGAGGCGCCUUAUGCGACUGCCUCAUUGCAUUUACAGAAGAGGGAGGCAAGAAGAGGCUGCAGCUUCUUAAUUGGAAUCCGCCAAGAAGUAGAUGGAAUAAUUACUGUAGUAAUAUCGUUGAUUUAAUUGAGAAUUUUCGAGAUUUUCCUUGAAGGGAAGCAUUAUGAAUCAUGUUUCCAAGGGUUUAGUUUUGUUCUUUGGUGGUCAGACUCUGUUUUGGACAUUGAUAGACCCAGUAACCUUAGCACUGGGAGACAGAGCAAUAUACGAUGCCCUGUGACAGUCCCUGCAAAGAGGUGGCAAAUUCACUGUUUUGUGUUAACUUUGCAAAGUACUGGCAGCUCCACCACUCUUCAUCGGAGCUGGUACACAAACCAA